CUUUCUACCAUCUUGAGCACAUAAAGCGAAAACGUUACUAACGUUAUGUCUGGAAAUGGGCGUUGUCUAAGCGUGUUUACUUUAAUAUCUACUUCGACUUUUUUAUCGUUUGAGAAGAACGGAACGAAUUCGUCGGUGUAUGUUUUUGGAUUUCAUCAAUCAAACAAUCGCCUCUUCUAAAUCAUGAGGAGUUUGAUCGGAUUUUGUGAAUAUGGUUCAUAAAUCUUUUUUCUUCUGUCUGUGGAUUUGGUUCUCACGUGGUGUGCUUUGCCAUACAGAUGCAGUGAAAUCAGUAUCAGUGAUGAAGGGAAGUUCUGUCACUCUAAACACUGAUGAUAAAGUACAGAAAGAUGAUCAGAUACUGUGGCUGUAUAAAGCUGACAAUCCAUACACUAUUAUAGCUGAAAUCAACAGACAGAACAUCUAUAUAGAUGCCACUAAUACAACAUUUGAGAAAAGACUCCAGAUAGACAGUCGAACUGGAUCUCUGACCAUCAGAAACAUCAGACCUGAACACUCUGGACUUUAUAAACUACAGAUCAUCAGAAACAGAAUAUUCUCACACAAGAGUUUCACAGUUGCUGUUUAUGCUCCUGUUCCCAUUCCUGUCAUCAGCAGAAACACGUCAAACUGUUCUUCACCAUCUGAAAGAUCAAGUCAGAAUUGUUCAUUGGUGUGUUCAGUGUUGAAUGUGAGUCAUGUGACUCUCUCCUGGUACAAAGGAAACAGUUUAUUGUCCAGCAUCAGUGUGUCUGAUCUCAGCAUCAGUCUCUCUCUACCUCUGGAGGUGGAAUAUCAGGAUAAAAACAGCUACAGCUGUGUGCUCAACAAUCCCAUCAGCAACCAGACUCAACAUCUGGACAUCAGUGGACUCUGUCACAGAUGUAAAGAUGUCCUUCAGAAGUCACAUCUUAUUCCACUGAUAUCAGCUGGCUUAUUAAUACUGGUCUUGGCUGUAGUUGUAGGGUUGGUAUUCUUUCACCGCUGGAACUGCAAACAAGCAAUACCAGAAGGCAAGUGUUACCUUUUUCAUUCAAUGAUCCCAUCAGCAACCAGACCAAACAUCUGGACACCAGUCGUCUCAGUCACACGUAACUACACUGGUUCUGUUGAAUGAUUUUGACUGACUGAGAAGAGCCGCUAAUAGGAGUCAUUCUUUCGGGAAUCGGAUCACAUUGGUUGUGCUGAAUGUUUUUGUUUUUGAUUCACUGAAAACAACGCCUCAUAGGAAUAAUUCCUUCAGGAGUCGGACAACACCGGUGCAUUGUAUUUUUUUUUAUUUACAGAAAAGAACAGAAUCAUACGAGUCCUUCGUUCGGGAAUCAGAUUGCACUGGUUUCGCUGAAUGGUUUUGAUUCACUGAA
This is a messenger RNA of Sinocyclocheilus grahami, 1364 nucleotides long. RefSeq names its product SLAM family member 9-like. NCBI's taxonomy places the organism in Eukaryota, Metazoa, Chordata, Actinopteri, Cypriniformes, Cyprinidae. The record is from RefSeq and is a predicted model, not a curated record. The coding region runs from base 212 to 1117 and encodes 301 amino acids. The transcript is spliced from 5 exons.